AUGGCCGAAAUCGAGGAGUCGGUACGGUCUAUUGUGGACAUGGCUGAUCCCCUUAUGGCUGAACCCCCCGACGGGGAGAGCGACAUGCUGCAGUCGGCCAUCGAUGAGGUGGAGUCGGCGGCCAAGGAGUGCGAGAAGCGGAUCGCACCAGCUCGCGCCCGCUUCACGAAGCUUCAACAGGCUGCGAAGAACCUCCCCUUGGAUGUCCGCGCGCAGCCGCUGGCCGACACCGUGGCGCUGCACAAUCGACUCUCUGAGGCCAUGAAGAAGAUCCUCCCCUUGCGGACCUUCCGCAAGGAUUUCCAGGAGCGGCUGGCGGCCAAAAGGUCCCUGGACGCCUUCAGCAAGAAGGUGUCAGAGGCGGAGCUGGAGGUGGAGAAGGUUGCGAUGAUGCACACCCUGGCCGAGAACGUUCAGAUGUGCGAGGAGGAGAUAACUUCCUCCGAGUCCGUUCUGCGCCCUGCUAUCCUGUCGCUGGCGCAGCUCCUGCGCACGGUGGAGCAGAG
Molecule: messenger RNA, 506 nt
Organism: Symbiodinium sp. CCMP2456
Lineage: Eukaryota; Dinophyceae; Suessiales; Symbiodiniaceae
Source: the annotation of a GenBank genome assembly